AUGCGGUGGUCAUUCCAGGGCAACGGCGUGCGCGGAGGUAGCGGCGGACGUGGUGGCCGCACGCUCAGAAGCAUCCAAAGGGCUAUCAGGACCGGCGGAGGCGCCCCGCCGGAACCCUUCUCUCGGUCCGCCGGCCCCACCACCGUCUCCGCCGCCGAUUCGAGAGAAGCCAAACAAUUGGUUAAAAACCAACCCAAAGCGGGCCUUUCAUCGAAUGACCCUUAUAACAACUGCAAUAAAAAUGAGUCGCCGACUUUUUCGACGGCGAUCAAUUUUCCAAGGCCCGGUGCAUCUGCACCCGCCACACGGGGAGCCUGCGGUGAUGAUGACGUGGAUUGGGAGUGUUUGGAUGUGGGCGAUGGAGAUGAAAGGGGUAUUGCUUCUGAUUAUAAUUUUGUAUUUGGCACUGUGCCAUCAAGAGAUGAGGUGAAUUGUGCAAUUUCUGCUCUUCAACAGGCUUUUCGACCUGUGUCCCCUGCAUAUGACGCAACCGAGAAACUCAUUGUGGUAGAAAAUGAAGAUCAAAGUACUGUGAAGUCUGAGAAGAUAAAUUCGUCAUCCUUAUCUGAGCUCGACUGGAUUGAGCCUUCACCUACUCUCGGCAAUUCAAGAAAGUUGUGUCCUUAUGGGCCCGAGAGGGUUUACGACGCCUUCCAUUUGUUGCAAAGUGAACCUUCUGUGCAGAGAAUGGUGAUAGCACUAUCGUCCGAUAGAACUGUUUGGGAAGCUGUGUUGAACAACGAGGCUGUGAAGGAAGAGCUUAGAGGCUCAAUAAGCCGAGUUAAUGAAGAAGGAGACAAAGUCGUGCACAAGACCUCCGGUGAUGAUAACAAUCCAGCGAAGGGCUUGUUCCUUAGUUGGUUUUUCUCGAACGCUAAAGAGAAAAUAACGCAACUUAUUGACAUGAUGGUGCAGCUUGCAAAUAUGGUGUUUCAGUUUGCAAACGAGGAGAAGAAAGGAGGCGCGUUCGAUUCACUGCAGGAGAAGAUAAAAACUUCUUUGUUUCUUUCAAUUGCUGUCCUCCUAAUUGUGGUCGUCAAUCGAGCCAAGAGUGUGUGA
Striga hermonthica is the source of this 1059-nucleotide messenger RNA. The record is from the annotation of a GenBank genome assembly. NCBI's taxonomy places the organism in Eukaryota, Viridiplantae, Streptophyta, Magnoliopsida, Lamiales, Orobanchaceae.